AAACGAAACACUUGCUUCCGUUUAGGUGUAAAUUAAUAGUAAUUAAUAUUAAAUUAAUUUAUGUCUACCUAAUUAUGAUGCUUGGCUAAUCUUGAAAUUGUUCUCAACAAAGUUUUACUAAAGUUUUACUUAUUAUUUAUUUAACUAAAUUGUGUUGAAUCUAUAAUUUAUCUUAUGUCACAAAACCAUAAAAUAGAAGGAGAGCAAGAUCAUGGACAACUACAGAUUCAGCACAGUGGACUACAUCGUGCUGCUGGGCAUGACGCUGUUAUCCACGGGAACGGGAUUAUACUUCGGUGGCUUCAAGAAAAAACCGAAAACCCUGACAAGCACUUCCGAAGACACCCGAAAGACGAAUUUCGGAUCAGAGAAGAUAGACGAGUAUCUUAUUGGUUCGCGAAAUAUGAAAGUGAUCCCAGUAUCCAUAAGUCUUAUAGGCAGCUUCGUAUCGGGGGUUACCAUCAUUGGCACUCCCUCUGAGAUUUACUAUUAUGGCACCCAGUAUUCCCUCAUUAUCGUAGCCAUUAUUCUUCAAGGAUUUGCCUUAUCCUAUGUCUACUUGCCCGUGUACUCGGCUCUGCAAAUUGGAUCUGCAUACGAGUACUUGGGAAUGCGAUUCAACUCGAGCAUAAGGACCGCAGCAUCUUUCAUUUAUGUUUUUAGUGUACUUAUUUACUUGCCAUUCGUUGUGUAUGUUCCGGCGUUAUCGUUAAAUCAGGUUUCUGGCAUUAAUACCCACCUGAUUGGACUGGUCAUCAUAAUUGCUUGCGUUACUUACACAUUUAUGGGUGGUCUUAAGGCUGUGGUCCACACGGAUGUUUGGCAGGUGGCUGUCAUGUUUCUCUCCAUGGUUGCGGUGGCCGUUCUAUCCAUAUACUACUCCGAUGGCUUGGGAGCUAUUUUCUCCGACGCGGAACAGGGAGGACGAUUGAUGUGGGCCAAUUUGAAUCCGUCUCCCUAUGUUCGCUAUACACUCUGGAGCAUUCUCACCGGCGGCUUCUCAUAUUGGACCUCUGUUAAUGCCGUGGGUCAGCACAUGGUACAGCGAUAUAUGUCACUGCCUUCACUAAAGAAAUCGCGACACGCUUCAUUCCUCUUCACCAUUGGAGUGUGUAUCUUCGUCGCUCUUUGUUGCUUUAUGGGACUGGUACUUUUUUCGAAAUACAAGGACUGCGAUCCUCGGAGUGCUGGAAUGAUUUCGAAUGACGAUCAACUGUUGCCCUUGUAUGUGGUUCAAAACGUGGGGCAUAUUCCCGGAAUGCCUGGUUUGUUUAUUGCUGGAAUAUUCGGAGCCGGUCUCAGUUCACUUUCCUCGUGUUUCAACACUCUUGCACUGGUCUUCCUUGAAGACGUAGUUCGCGGAUUCUUCAAGAUGGAGCCCAGCGAGAAGGAGUCCACGAUUCUGAUUAAAACCUGCAUUAUUUUCCAGGGAGUCAUUGCAUUUUUGCUAGUAUUCUUACUACAGCACAUGAGAGGCAUUUUGAGUGUCUGCAACUCGAUAUCCUCGAUCACGGCAGGCACUUCUUUUGGAAUAUUCACGUUAGGAAUGCUGUUCCCGUGGGCAAAUACCAUUGGCACAGCGGUGGGUGCAAUAGCUAGUGUCCUACUGGCAGGAUGGGCUUCAUUUGGAUCGCAGAUCGCCGCAGCAUCGGGUCAACUGCAGUCUCAAAUGCUUCCCGUUUCCGUGGACGGAUGUGUGGGAAAUGUGACUCAACCCGAGGAGACUUGGGUGGAUGAGGAUGAAGUGUUUCCAUUAUACCGUCUAUCUUACCAUUGGGUUAGUCCCAUUGGAAUCGUCACAGUAUUGGUGGUGGGAGCAUUAGUAUCCUUGAUAACUAAGCCCACUGAUAUCAAGACGCUUCAUGCCGACGUAUUAUCCCCAGUGAUCCAUAGAUUUCUCCCAAGAGAAUGCUUCAGAGGUCGCAAUUUAAAUGAGAGGACUGAAGAGCUAACCCGUUUAAAUAAAUAAAGUUAAGUUUUUAAGUUGAACGUGGGAUAUGAUAAGAUACAUAUUUAUGUGGCACGUAAUUAAAGGCUUAAAUUUGAAUGUUAU
Messenger RNA from Drosophila teissieri, 2053 nucleotides. RefSeq names its product sodium-coupled monocarboxylate transporter 1. The transcript has 10 exons. The record is from RefSeq and is a predicted model, not a curated record. Lineage: Eukaryota; Metazoa; Arthropoda; Insecta; Diptera; Drosophilidae. Gene Ontology annotation, cellular component: membrane. Gene Ontology annotation, molecular function: symporter activity. Gene Ontology annotation, biological process: transmembrane transport; sodium ion transport. The coding region runs from base 212 to 1969 and encodes 585 amino acids.